ACUCUUUGUUUAUGUAAACUAAGAUAUGUGUCUGCAUUAAAACUAAAACAAAAGGUUAAUUGUGGAAUGGUUAAUGCCUAAAUUUUGAGUGCUUCCCAUCGGAGUACAAUGAAACUCUUAUUGUAUCAUAAGACACACUAUUCCUUUCUCAUUUAAUGCCCUGGGUUCCCAAGCAUGCUUUUCCUCAAUGCAACAUUUAGAGUAGCUAUGUUCCUGAGGAGGAUGAAAGGAUUUUAGCAAAGACUUCAGUAGAACUUUUCUAAUGGUACUACCAGGUAAGCAAGAAAUUUAGUAUUUAUAAAGUGAAAAAAAUUGUUUCCCAAAUUAUGACUUUGUCAAUCGCAAAUGGCCUAUUCUUAAUAUAAUACUCAAAUUUAAAAACAACUUGAGGGAAAUUAAGUUAUUUAAAAUAAAGUUAUUACCUAAGUGUUUUACUUAGGAUUUAGCUGGCUUUAUUGGGAACAUCUGCACCCAAGCUUAUAUACUUAGGGCUACAGUAGUGGUUUGUCUUAACCUGUAUCAAAGCUAUAUUUGGUUAAAAAGGGUUAAUGGCUGUUACGUAAUCUCUGUGUUCUUAAUAACACGAUGCUGAAAUUGCAAUUCAAGGUACUUGGCAGUGUGUAACAGUGAGGGUUGAGGAGCAAGGAGAAAGAAAGCUGAGUGUAUGUGUAAGCAACUGAGGAUACAAUGGCUGUUGGUAGAUUUUGCAACUGUCAAACGUCCUAAUGACUGCUAUAUGUGAAUAGCACAUCACCAGGAUUGUUCUUGGAAGUUAGUGCUUAAGACACAAAGUCAUGGAAGUCUUCUGGUCAACAUUUAGAUUUGUAUGUGAUAAUAUGACGACUGUCUGUGAUUUUUUGCUCAUAGCUGGUAUAGUACUUUUUGGUAUAAGGCACAUUAUUAAAAUCUUUUUGUUUAGCCUUCUAAACUAAAACAACUCUCAAAACUACCAUUACAUAAACAAAAACAGAAACACAAGUCAUUCUUCUCGUUGACUGGAGAACCGGAACAGUCAGCCAAACAGUACAGAUGGAGACGUGAGAUAGUAUUAUAGUGAUGGGUCAUUCUGCUUGAGUACUGAAAUACGUUCCUUUAUUGUCUGUGUUGUGUAAAAGCAGUGAAAAAUAUAACAUAAGAAAAAGGGAAUUGAGCAGUUUUAAGCCUGAGUAGACAAGUUGAAAGUAAAUGUUUUGUCAGGAACAUAACUUGCUUGGUACAUAACUUGGGUAUGCUGGCACACAGUUGUAAUCCUAAUAUUUUGGAAGCACAGACAGUUAACAAACUGCACCCCCUUAAACCCCUUGCCUCUUUACUCUCCCCUACGUAGCCUCUUGAGGCAGGUCUUCAGGGCUGCAGGGCUUUCUGCCAGGUGGUAUGGCAUUACACAUGGCUCGUGAAGUAUCUUAAGUGUAGUCUUUAUAUGAAUAGAGUAGGAGAUCUCAUUAAAGGAAAGUCAUUAUAUCUGUUGGUACUAAUGCAAACUUAAUUGAUUAAAACAGCUGCAGAUCAAAACAGAUUUGUUAAAUAAGAACAUUGAAACCCAGCAAAACCCAGUGUGUGUUUGUUUUUUUAAAGAAAUAAUGUUUAGCAAAUUGUUUUUCUCUGUUAAAAUAAAUUCACACUAGGAAUUUAAUUGGUUGAUGUAGAGUCUUUUGAGCCUGAUAUAUUGUCAUUGUCAUAGGAAUUUUGAAAUUAUUUUGAAAAUGUACUUCAAAUUCUCCUUUCUUUCUACUUGGUUGUGUGCAUUUAUACAAUUUUAUUUUAUUUUUUAUUAAAAUUGACCCUUCUGUUAAGACAGAAAUCUAAAGUAGUCUCAACUCAGUGCUAGCCUUGGCUCAACUUGGAAAUAAGUAUAUUGCAAGUUUCUUAUCUGGACCAUUCAGGGGAUACUAUCCAUUUUGAAAAUAACUGAUAUGCCAAUAUCUGGAUUUCCAUUUUCUCCACCAGUAUAGUUGUUAAGACCACUGGCUUUGAAAUCAGCUAGAUCUAGGUCCUGGCUUUAUAUCUUAUUUAUAUAUGAUAGAUAACUUAAUUUCUUUAUUUUUGAGUGAAUUCUCUUAUUUGAAAGAUGAGGAUGAUCACAAAACACAAAAUUACUGCUUUUGUUUUCUUACUCUGAAGACUUUUAUCAUGACACAAAUGUUUGGACAAUAUCAAUUGCUUUGUUCACAUCCUAUAAGUGAAAGGAAUUAGAAAAUCAUUAAAAGGCAAAAGUGAAACUAAUAGAUAGUAGACCAGAAAGGAAGUAAUAAAGACAGUGAUAGAAUCAGAUUGUGUGCAGUGGGUACCUCUAUGAAGACGAUAUUGAGAAACAAAGAGAUUUGAUCAAUGAAUUGAAAUGUUCAAGAUCUGUAGCCAGAUUGUCUUCAAAUGCUUAUUAGUCUGCCUGUCUCAACUACCUGAGUUUAUUAUAUGAAGCAGUGUUCUGAUUUUUCCUAAAACAUUUAGCCAGUUUUCCCCUACUAGUGACUUUGUAUUAACAUUUUUUUUGUAUUGGUAGUUAUAAAGGCAUACAUGACAAGAUAGCAAUAAUAAGUCACCUACUUUAAGAUUAGUUAUUUAGGAGGCUAGUAGGAAAUAAUAAUAUGAAAAUUUCAAACACAUUUAUCUUUAGGUAUUCUUGAAUGGAAGUUCAUUAAGUUUAACAGUUGACAAAGAUCUGAGAUAAUUUUUGAAUCUAAAAGGUUAAUGCUUAUGGAGAUAUAUAGGAAUUGGGAAAUAAUGUGAGGAGACAGAAUAAAUUAGUAUAAAAUGCAUGUAGCUGUACAAAUUAAGAUUUGUCUAGCACUCCUUUCAUUACUUUGAGGUCAUUGUUUCAAUAAAGAGUGUAGGAGUUUUGAUGCAGGUUAGGUCCAGACUUGACCACAGAGAACAGAAGAGAAUGUGGGGUUUCUGCUUUGUUAUUCUCCACAUUAUUCCAGGUAGGUUACCUCACUGAAUCUGGAGCAGUGCUGGCAGCCAGUAAGAGGCAGUGGUGCUCUUGUCUCUACUCCCCACAAUGCUAGGGUUAUAGGCACACAUAGGGUCACAUCAACUUUGAUGUAGGUGUUAAGGGCUUGAACUUUGGUCUUUAUGGUUGCAGGGAGCUCUUUGACCCACUGAGCCAUCUCUCUAGUCUUUAAAGCUUCCUUUAAAGAAUUGCACUUUUUAUUAUUUUGUGGUUGGUGUACACAAAUGGCAGUGGUGCAUGUAGAGGUUACAAGGCAGCUUGUGGAAGUCACUUCUGUCUUUACAACACUUAGAUCCAUGGGAAUUAAAACUCAGUUUGUCAGGUGUGGUGACAACUGUCCUUACUUGCUGAGUUAUCUCACUGGUUUCAAGAAAUUUUCUUAACCAGGCAACGUUUGUAUAGUUUAUUCAGAAUAGCUUUAUAGGAUAUAAGUAGGCCCUUUUUUAUUUUUUAUUUUUCUUAUAGUUGUUUUCUGUUUUUGUUUGUUUGUUUGUUUGUUUGUUUUUUUGAGAGAGGGAUUCUCUGUGUAACAGUCCUGUCUGACCUCCAAUUCAAAUCACAGUGAUGCACCUGCCUCUGCCUCCUAUGUUCUGAGAUUAAAGGCGUGUGCCACCACUGCAUCCCUCCACUCCCACCCCUUUUUACUUUUACAUGUUAACAUUAAGUUCUAGGAAAAACAUACCUUUUGAGUUGUUACUGUUGUACAGAUAGCAUAUCCCUUUUUGUGUGUUUUGUAUAAGUUAUUUAAAUAUAAGAUAAGACUGCUUUUUUGUUUGUUUGUUUGUUUUGUUUUAAGAUUUAUUUUAUUUAUAUGAGUACACUGUAGCUGUCUUCAGAUAUACCAGAAGAGGUCAUCAGAUCCCUUUACAGAUGGUUGUGAGCCACCAUGUGGUUGCUGGGAAUUGAACUCAGGACCUUUGUAAGAGCAGUCAGUGCUUUUAACUACUGAGCCAUCUCUUCAGCCCCAACAAGACCGCUUUUUAUAAGUGAAAGACCAACUCUAUAAAUGGUACAAUAUGGUUAGAUCUACUUAGAAGUUAGUAUUAGAGUUUGAUAAUCAUGUACAAAACCCUAUUUUUCUUUGCAUCGUAACACAACUCUUCACUCUUAAUUCCUUAUCAUCUUCAGAGACUUUUGUCAUCUCUUACUUUUGCUACUUAGUCUUCUGAGAGUGAUUUCUUAGGCUUCACCUUUCUUCUUUAUAGGGAAGUCCAUCAUUCUUUGCACUGAGGACCUCAUUGAAGAAACAGCCAGAAUAUUUCUUGCUUCAAGGAAUCCAAUUUUAGGAAAGACUAUCCCCCGAAUCCUAAAUCUAGAACUCCAAGAAUGCUGGUCAUUAAGAAAGGUAAUACAAAAGACUUACAGCUAUCUGGAUUCCCAGUAGCAGGAAACCUCCAGUCACAGCCAGUUAAGAAUGGAACUGGUCCAAGUGUUUAUAAAGGCUUAGUCCCCAAACCUGCUGUUCCACCUACAAAACCUACACAAUGGAAAAGCCAAACUAAAGAAAACAAAGUCGGGACUUCUUUUUCUCAUGAAUCUACAUAUGGUGUUGGCAACUUUAAUACUUUUAAGUCAACGGCCAAGAAUAUUAGUCCAUCAACAAAUUCAGUGAAAGAGUGUAAUCGUUCAAAUUCUUCUUCGCCUGUUGACAAACUUAAUCAGCAGCCUCGUUUAACUAAACUGACACGAAUGCGCAGCGAUAAAAAGAGUGAAUUUUUGAAAGCAUUGAAAAGGGACAGAGUGGAGGAGGAACAUGAAGAUGAAAGUCAUGCUGGCUCAGAGAAGGACGACGACUCAUUUAAUUUGCAUAACAGCAAUACUACUCACCAAGAAAGAGAUAUAAACAGAAACUUUGAUGAAAAUGAAAUUCCACAGGAGAACGGCAAUGCCUCGAUGAUUUCUCAACAGAUCAUUCGUUCUUCGACUUUUCCACAAACUGAUGUUCUUUCCAGUUCACUAGAGGCAGAACACAGAUUAUUAAAAGAAAUGGGCUGGCAGGAAGACAGUGAAAAUGAUGAAACAUGUGCUCCCUUAACUGAGGAUGAAAUGAGAGAAUUCCAAGUUAUUAGUGAACAGUUACAGAAGAAUGGUCUGAGAAAAAAUGGUAUUUUGAAAAAUGGCCUGAUCUGUGACUUCAAGUUUGGACCCUGGAAAAACAGCACUUUCAAACCCACAAUUGAGAAUGAUGACACAGAGACAAGUAGCAGCGACACGUCGGAUGAUGACGAUGUGUGAAGGAGAUCCUCACAGCUUUAGAAAUGUUAGUGUGAUACAUCUCUCAUGCAGUUUGGGGUGAAUUGUAAAAAUGAAGAACUAUAAUUUAUGUAGUGAACCUACCCCAUUAGAAGAUGAUUUUUUGGGGGACUUCGAUAUGAAGAAAACCAAGAAUGUUGUGUUGGGCUGUGUUGAACAUUAUUUCUUUGUAAAUGAAUGUUGUAGAAAUGAGGACUUUGGUUGAUCCAACAUUGACUUUCUUCAUCACUGCAGCAUUUCUCUUGACUAGCAAUGUGACGAUGUAACAAAUGAGAUUUUCUCAUUUAAUAAUAAAAAAUUGUGUGAUGUUUUGCAAAGCUUCUGUCUUAAAAUGUUCAGGUCUUAAGGUACAAGGCAGCUUACAGUUUUGCUUGCAGAGUCCUAUCUUUUUCAAACUGUGGAAAUCUUCAACUCUACGUGUGCACCUCCUUAUCCACUCCCCCUAAAACAAAACAACAGCAAAAAGGAAAAUGUAGCAUGUUGGCUAAAACCGGAGCAGAGUGACUAAAACAUUAGCUUCUUGAACUCAACUCUUGUACUAAGUCACCUUUCCAAACAAAUUCCUCUUUAGUCUUUGGUAGCAGUGAAUGUGGGAGAGGAGACAUGCCAGGCGCUCUUCCAAGCUUCAGGAGGGGCUUGUCAGGAGCUUUGUUCGGUGUGCUGUCAGAUCAGGAUUCUCAGAGGGGAUUGCAAGAGUUGUGGGAAAACUUAUUUUGAUAAAUUAUUACACAUGCAGAAAACCUGAUCACUGACUGGAUCUGUCCACAACAUGGAAAAUAAACUGGAUUUUCAGAA
Molecule: messenger RNA, 5998 nt
Organism: Mus musculus (house mouse)
Lineage: Eukaryota; Metazoa; Chordata; Mammalia; Rodentia; Muridae
Gene: Gpbp1
Product: GC-rich promoter binding protein 1
Exons: 7
Coding region: 4277-5185 (302 amino acids)
Biological process (GO): DNA-templated transcription; positive regulation of DNA-templated transcription
Cellular component (GO): nucleus
Molecular function (GO): DNA binding; RNA binding
Source: RefSeq, a predicted model, not a curated record